Aspergillus luchuensis is the source of this 225-nucleotide messenger RNA. RefSeq lists its product as uncharacterized. The transcript has 2 exons. Lineage: Eukaryota; Fungi; Ascomycota; Eurotiomycetes; Eurotiales; Aspergillaceae. The record is from RefSeq and is a predicted model, not a curated record. Bases 1 to 225 code for a protein of 74 amino acids.
AUGGAUGCUGCACUUUGGAAGACUUUCCUGCAGGCUAAAGAUGGCGGGAUCGGCCAAGCUGAGUACGAGACGACCAAUGACGCUUCGUUGCGCGAGGGGUUCGUCCAGCUGCCGGCGGAGAGUAUACGAGCGCUAGAGCGACGUAAAGAGGGGCGGUUUGACUCACGGUCUGGCCGGCAGGAAUGUGGAUUCUGGACCCCAAGCUUUCUCGGCCGUCAUUCGUGA